CUAACGUUCACAGCGUAUCUUUGCCCGGCGCCGAGAGCACCUUAGAGAAGAAACAGUUUGUGAGUGUUUAGUGCUUUUUCUCAAGAUUAUCUCCAUGGACAACCUGAAUGAUCCUCCUGGAUGGAAUAUAAGGCCAGUGCCACGUGAGGGUUCUGAUGGAGGGAAAUGGAACUACGCUCUGUUAGUCCCCAUGCUCGGCCUUGCGGCUUUUCGUUGGAUCUGGAAACGUGAGUCGCAGAGGCAGAUCCAAGAAGUUAAAAUCCGGUUUGAGGGGCAAGUGCCUGCCAUCGCCAAAGACCUGGAGCUCAAGUAUAAAGAUACGCUGAUGGAGAACCGACGCACAACUACCCUCCUGGAGCAAGAGGUAGAGAAAGCGCAUGACCAGGUGGAGCACUACAAGAAGGCCAUGGCCUCUCACAGCCAACAUCUCAUGGAGGAGCGUAAGCAGCUGCAGAAGGAACGUGAAGAGCUAGAGGACAAGAAGAAGCGUGCCCUGCAGACUGGAACAGCUGGACUGCUGCUUUAUGAAGCUCUGCAACAGGAGCAGGAAUGGCAGCAGGGAGCCCAGGUUUUGCUAAAUGAACUGGAGCACCAGCUGGUGGAGAGGCAGAGUGCCUUCUGCAGCCUGCUGCUGCCCAAGGAACGCAGGAUGGUGAUCGAGAGAAAUCUGCUGGUCAGAGUGGCCAGGGACCCAGCGGGGGUGGAAUUGGGCCUGGAGAAUGACAUCAAGGACAUUUUUAAAAAUGAUAGGCACUGCGCACAGAUGUUGAGUAUGGACAAGAGGAAAAAUGGGCAGCUGAUGUGGCUGUAUCUUAAAUACUGGAGGCUGCAGGUUACACUGCAGAAACACAAGAGAGCAGAGGGCAGGUUGAAAGGGUCACUGUCUGAUGUCAAGUGACCUUAGAAGGACAUUUAGAAAAUUAUAAUGCUUGUUUUGAACCCCCGGAUCUGCCGAUAGUGUGGGGAAGUUCUCAUGGUUUGCACUCCUGCAUAUAGAUAUAUGUAGACUGACAAAGUAAAAGAAACAAUGGUGGCACCAUGUUGCUGGUAUCCACUUGUCCCCUUAUAGUGAAGCAUCUCUUCAAAUCAAUCCAAAGUUCUGCUAACGCAUCACCUUUAUCCUGUGAUGAAACCUUCAUCCACGAUGACCCCAUCUCCGUCUACAGAGCACGAGGACUCGCUGAAAGGUUGAUAAAAAGCAAAAUGAUAUAAAUCAUAUGCUAUGGCCAUUUCAAGCCACUCAGACACCUUAGGGAGCUCUUGGACUGGCACAUACCUCUGUCACACUGCGCUCUAUUCCACCAUCACCACACCAUCAUCAAAACACUAUCUGAGGGAAAACCUUUUGGAAGAACAGUCAUCAUCAUUCUGGUACAUUUCCAGAGACUUGUAGAAUCUAUAAUAUGGUGCAUCGAGGGUGUUUUGGUGGCUUAUCAUGACCCAACACCUUACUGAGUCUCCUUUAAUUCGUCACCCAUCUGUAUGUUUCUUUAACUUUGUCUAGUCAAGCAUAUUAAUGAUGUUUUGGGGGAUGGGACUACUAAACCUACUGACAAUCAUUUGAAAAUAAUAAAAUAAUGCUGCUUCUCUGAGUGCAUAGUGCCUUUUCUGUUAUUCAGCAUGAAAUUAUAGUUGUUUUACGUAUUUGUUUUUUAUUCCUACUGAUGUAAAAUCAUCCCUAUAAUGAUAAUCUUUAAAAAUAUAUAAAUAAAUAACUUUCAUUCCAAAUAA
Neoarius graeffei (lesser salmon catfish) is the source of this 1731-nucleotide messenger RNA. Its product is annotated as coiled-coil domain-containing protein 127-like. Lineage: Eukaryota; Metazoa; Chordata; Actinopteri; Siluriformes; Ariidae. The transcript has 3 exons. The record is from RefSeq and is a predicted model, not a curated record. The coding region runs from base 95 to 898 and encodes 267 amino acids.